Messenger RNA from Colletotrichum abscissum, 966 nucleotides. RefSeq names its product methyltransferase domain-containing protein. The record is from RefSeq and is a predicted model, not a curated record. The transcript has a single exon. Bases 1 to 966 code for a protein of 321 amino acids. Gene Ontology annotation, molecular function: S-adenosylmethionine-dependent methyltransferase activity. NCBI's taxonomy places the organism in Eukaryota, Fungi, Ascomycota, Sordariomycetes, Glomerellales, Glomerellaceae.
AUGGCCGACGUCGCAACCGUCCCAACUCCAGCCCUGGUUGAGAAAACCUUCCGUGCCUACACAAAGGAGCAAGGCGCUACUUACGCCAAAGGCAGGCUGGGCUACGACCAAAGGAUCUACAACUACAUUUACGACCACCACGUCUCAACAGGCGGCCAAACAGACUCCCUUCUCGACAUCGGCUGCGGCCCCGGCACCGUUGCCCGUGAGCUCAGCCCGCGCUUUACACGGACCAUCGCCCUGGACCCGAGCGUGGGCAUGAUCGACGCUGCCCGGGCCCUGGGCGGGGUCACAUCGGCCCCGGAGCCGAUCCGCUUCGAGGUCUCCACCGCGGAGGAGCUCGGGUCCAACCUCUCCCCGCCCGUCGCCGACGCCAGCGUCGACCUCAUCACAGCCGCUACCGCGGCGCACUGGUUCGAUAUGCCCGGCUUCUGGGCUGCCGCUGCCCGCGUGCUCAAGCCGGGCGGUUCCGUCGCCAUCUGGACGAGCAGCUCAAAGUACAUUCACCCAUCCAUGCCCAACGCCGCGAGCAUGCAGCAGAUCCUACAAGAUUUCCGUGACGAGUAUAUCCAGCCGUACAUGACUCCGGGUAACCUCAUAGCGGAGAAGAUGUACGAGACGCUACCGAUGCCAUGGGACCUCGAAACGCCGGUGGCGGAAUUCGAAGAGAGCGCUUUCCUGCGCAAAGACUGGAAUAAGGACGGCACAGUCGGACCGGACGGGGAGUUCUUCUUGGGUCAGCAGAAGCUGGGUCUAGAUCACGUCGAAAGGUUCCUAGAGACGGUCAGCCCGGUGACGCGGUGGCGUGAGGCGCACCCCGAUGAUGUCGGAACGGAUCGUGAUGUAGUCAAGAUGGCCGUUGGGAAACUCGCGAGUUUGCUCCACGAAGCAGGGAUGGAGCCAGGGAAAGAAAUCAUCACCACUGGCGUUGCAGGGGCUCUAAUUAUGGUCAAAAAGAAGGAAUAA